AUGCUGAGCACUUCCAGUAUGGAGAGGAGACCAUGCUGGCAUGGAAGGAGGGCCGACUCUGCUGAUCUCACUGAGGAACACUGCAAACUCUCUGAAGCGGAGCUUGUCAUAUUCCAGGUGAUCUCCUGCAGUACUGUUAAGUGUCUUAGGCUUACGUUGAUGAAGCCAAUUUUCCUAACCUAAUUUUAAGUGUAGAGCCUUUAGUGCUUUUCGGAUGGUGGCUGAAAUGCACCCAUUCCAGGUACUGGUUUUUGACUAGUGUCUCAUCUCUCAGUUUCCUAUGUACUGGUUCACUGUUCCUGCCAUCAUGAAGGGCUGGAUGGACCGGGUGCUCACACUGGGAUUUGCCUACACCUCAGAAAAGAGGUACAGCCAGGGCUUCUUCAAGGUAGGGGAUGCAUGUAGGGCCUAUGUAGAUUAUAUUUUCAACCAGCAAUGAUCAAGAAAUGACUCAGAUUUUGCUCUUACUGUUACGUCAGCUGUUGUUCAAUGACACAGGAGACAUUUACUGCAAUGGGCCUUUUAAUAACACCACAAAUGGUUGGUUAACAUGCUCCUUCAGUGUUCCUCUUCUGUGGUCCACUCAUAUCAAUGUCUCCUCACCUUGUUUCCCUCCAGGACAAGAAAGCCAUGCUGUCCUUCACCACUGGAUCCCAGGAGUCUAUGUUCAGUACCAAUGGUAUCAAUGGAGACAUGAAUGUCACCCUGUGGCCAUUGCAGGUAUGUUAGGCUUGGCUGGCAUGUAGAUUGCUCUACAGUAAUGAGCCUAAGCUUUCAUCUGUUAUCCCCACUAGAUCUUUGCUUUUGACUUUCAGAUUGGCAAGUACUAAUAUUGAUGAAGGAUUGCAUAAUUUGACCAAAUCAAUUAAUGUGUUAAUAUCUACUUGAGCAUGUUUAUUCUCCCCCUGUAGAAUGGCAUCCUGCACUACUGUGGUUUCCAGGUUCUGGCUCCUCAGAUCUUCUGGGCUCCACUCCACAUCCCCGUUGAGGCUCGAGACAGCAUGCUGGAGGCAUGGUGCACACGGCUGCAAGGGCUUCUCGGAGAAAUGCCGCUUACCUUCACCCCCUCGGACAGCUUUGGUGGUGGGCAGGGCUUCCAUCUCAAAGAGGAUGUCCAGGAGAAGCACGCAGCCAAUGAGUUUGGCCUGUCUGUCGGAAUCCACCUGGGCAAGCCGCUCCCACCCAACAGCCAGAUCAAAGCUGGGGUGUGA
Molecule: messenger RNA, 1211 nt
Organism: Coregonus sp. 'balchen'
Lineage: Eukaryota; Metazoa; Chordata; Actinopteri; Salmoniformes; Salmonidae
Source: the annotation of a GenBank genome assembly